GCUUUCUCCACAGGCCUGGUAGCUUCAAUGAGCAUGGCUACCACCUCUUCCAGGCUAUGCGGCUUGGGGUUGAGGAGAUAAACAACUCCACGGCCCUGCUGCCCAACGUCACCCUGGGGUACCAGCUGUAUGAUGUGUGCUCUGACUCUGCCAAUGUGUACGCCACGCUGAGAGUGCUCUCCCUACCAGGGCCACGCCACAUAGAGCUCCAAGGAGACCUUCUCCGCUAUUCCCCUAAGGUGUUGGCGGUGAUUGGGCCUGACACCACCAACCGUGCUGCCACCACAGCCGCCCUGCUGAGCCCUUUCCUGAUGCCCCUGAUCAGCUAUGGGGCCAGCAGCGAGACGCUCAGCGUGAAGCGGCAGUACCCCUCCUUCCUGCGCACCAUCCCCAGCGACAAGUACCAGGUGGAGACCAUGGUGCUGCUGCUGCAGAGGUUCGGGUGGACCUGGAUCUCUCUGGUUGGCAGCAGUGGCGACUAUGGGCAGCUAGGGGUGCAGGCACUGGAGAAGCAGGCCACUGAUCAGGGGAUCUGCAUUGCUUUCAAGGACAUCGUGCCCUUCUCUGCCCAGGUGGGCGAUGAGAGGAUGCAGCGUCUGAUGCGCCACCUGGCCGAGGCCACGGCCACCGUUGUGGUCGUUUUUUCCAACCGGCCGUUGGCCAGGGUGUUUUUCGAGUCCGUGGUGCUGGCCAACCUGACUGGCAAGGUGUGGGUCGCCUCAGAGGCCUGGGUGCUCUCCAGGCACAUCACUGGGGUGCCCGGGAUCCAGCGCAUUGGGAUGGUGCUGGGCGUGGCCAUCCAGAAGAGGACUGUCCCUGGCCUGAAGGCAUUUGAAGAAGCCUAUGCCCGGGCAGACAAGGGAGCCCCUAGGCCUUGCCACAAGAGCUCUUGCUGCAGCAGCAAUCAGGUCUGCAGAGAAUGUGAAGCUUUCACGGCACACACGAUGCCCAAGCUCAAAGGCUUCUCCAUGAGUUCUGCCUACAACGCGUACCAGGCUGUGUAUGCAGUGGCCCAUGGCCUCCACCAGCUCCUGGGCUGUGCCUCUGGAGUUUGUUCCAGGGGCCGAGUCUACCCCUGGCAGCUUUUGGAGCAGAUCCACAAGGUGAAUUUCCUUCUACACAAGGACACUGUGAUGUUUAAUGACAAUGGAGACCCCCUCAGUAGCUAUAACAUAAUUGCCUGGGAUUGGAGUGGGCCGAAGUGGACCUUCACAGUCCUCGGUUCCUCCACAUGGUCUCCAGUUCAGCUAGACAUAAAUGAGACCAAAAUCCAGUGGCAUGGAAAGGACAACCAGGUGCCUAAGUCUGUGUGUUCCAGUGACUGUCUUGAAGGGCACCAGCGAGUGGUUACAGGUUUCCAUCACUGUUGCUUUGAGUGUGUGCCCUGUGGGGCUGGGACCUUCCUUAACAAGAGUGACCUCUACAGAUGCCAGCCUUGUGGGAAAGAAGAGUGGGCACCUGAGGGAAGCCAGACCUGCUUCCCGCGCACUGUGGUGUUUUUGGCUUGUCAAGAGCACACCUCUUGGGUGCUACUGGCAGCUAACACGCUGCUGCUGCUGUUGCUGCUUGGGACUGCUGGCCUGUUUGCCUGGCACCUAGACACCCCUGUGGUGAGGUCAGCAGGGGGCCGCCUGUGCUUUCUUAUGCUGGGCUCCCUGGCAGCAGGUAGCAGCAGCCUCUAUGGCUUCUUUGGGGAGCCCACGAGGCCUGCAUGCUUGCUGCGCCAGGCCCUCUUUGCCCUUGGUUUCACCAUCUUCCUGUCCUGCCUGACAGUUCGCUCCUUCCAACUAAUCAUCAUCUUCAAGUUUUCCACCAAGGCACCUACCUUCUACCGCGCCUGGGUCCAAAACCAUGGUGCUGGCCUGUUUGUGAUGAUCAGCUCAGCGGCUCAGCUGCUUAUCUGCCUAACUUGGCUGGUGGUGUGGACUCCACUGCCCACCAGGGAAUACCAGCGCUUCCCCCAUCUGGUGAUGCUUGAGUGCACAGAGGCCAACUCCCUGGGCUUCAUUCUGGCCUUUCUCUACAAUGGCCUUCUCUCCAUCAGUGCCUUUGCCUGCAGUUACCUGGGCAAGGACUUGCCAGAGAACUACAACGAGGCCAAAUGUGUCACCUUCAGCCUGCUCUUCAACUUCAUAUCCUGGAUCGCCUUCUUCACCACGGCUAGCGUCUACGACGGCAAGUAUCUGCCCGCGGUCAACAUGCUGGCUGGGCUGAGCAGCCUGAGCAGCGGCUUCGGCGGGUAUUUUCUGCCCAAGUGCUACGUGAUCCUCUGCCGCCCAGACCUCAACAGCACAGAGCACUUCCAGGCUUCCAUUCAGGACUACACGAGGCACCGUGGCUCCACCUGACCAGUGGGGUCGGCAGGCAUAGCUGGUAGCUUUCUCUGUCCUGAGGGUGGAAGGUCAAGCAGGCCAGAGCUGUUUGGGAGGCCUUUGGGCACCUCAGUCUGGGGUUGGGACGUGUAAGCGCCCGGGAGAGCCCAGACCAGGCUCCGGGCUGCCAAUAAAGAAGUGAAAUGCG
Messenger RNA from Chlorocebus sabaeus (green monkey), 2520 nucleotides. The record is from RefSeq and is a predicted model, not a curated record. Lineage: Eukaryota; Metazoa; Chordata; Mammalia; Primates; Cercopithecidae.